This is a messenger RNA of Mytilus trossulus (common blue mussel), 782 nucleotides long. RefSeq lists its product as uncharacterized. The transcript is spliced from 3 exons. NCBI's taxonomy places the organism in Eukaryota, Metazoa, Mollusca, Bivalvia, Mytilida, Mytilidae. The coding region runs from base 180 to 782 and encodes 200 amino acids. The record is from RefSeq and is a predicted model, not a curated record.
CAUGUAUUCUAUAAUACAAUAAUACUUUCUUUAAUUUACAUAGUCAUUGUUAGGACGUUUAAUCCUGGGAAUAUUAUCUCCACGAUUUAACUAUAUUAGAAUUUAUAAACUCAUGGUGAGAUUUGUAGUUCAAAAAGUAUAAACGCUUAUUCCUAAAUCGUUUCAUUUUGAAGAAGAACAUGUCACGAUACAUAGUGUUGAUUGCCGUUAUAUUUAUUUCGACCUGCCUUGUUACUGAUGCUAAGUACAGAUGUAAGGCAGGUGUAUACCAGUGUGAUCUUAACCCAUGGACAACUUGGUCAAAUUGUUCCUCUUCGUGUGGGGGAGGUACACGAACACGCGUUAUGCCGAUGUGCUGCUCCCCAAAUUACACAUCAACGGCUGAUUGUGCAUCCGACUGCAGUAUACCACUGAAUAGCAUCGUACACAGAGAGACGUGUGGACAAACGUGUGUACAUGGAACAUACAGACUGAAUAGUUGUCAAUGUCCCAAUGGGUAUCACGGGAAAUGCUGUGACAAAAUUGGAACUACCAGUAAACACCAGACAUCUCAAGCAAACGGCAUUGCCAUUACAGAUGAUUCGGAAGAUAAUGGAUGUUUUCAGUAUAAGUCAGUAACAGCAAUGACGGCAUUGAUGACUAUAGCGGUCGUAGGAGUAGCUGCCUUGGAUACAGUUCUCGGUUAUCAGUUCUACAAACUUAGGAAACAGUUAAUGGGAGGAUCUCAUAUGGAUUUGACAACUAGUGGAGUCGCUCCAGUAUCCACGAUGAUAAAGAAAUAA